AUGAAUACAUACGACGAAUUUAUUCAACUCCAUAAAGCGCAGCUUGAAUUAUCAGGUAUUCCAACAAUUUAUUGGCCAACAUUAUAUAUAAAACUAAGUAAAGAAAUAUUUGAUGCUGGUCUCGUUUUUCAAAUUGCUAAAAUCGACUACACUGAUUCAGUAAAAACUCCUCAGGAUCCAGGUUUCAAGUUAUUCGUAGCAGCCGAGGAAGGUUUAGUAUGUGAUGAUCCCAAUAAUAUAUUUUUAAUAGAUCAUGCUUGGAUGUACGACGUCAACUUUGCACAUCAAUUAUCAGAAAUUCCGGUUUUAUUAGAUCGUCUGUGUAAUUUGAUGUCUUAUGACGGUCCAGAUGACAAAAGUACCAAAGUUGAGUUUGCUCUCAGAGAAAUGUGGAGGUACAACCAGUUUUAUUCAUCGAACAAAGGGACAAUUGAAGAACGCCUGCCGCUUUGGUAUAUAAUGGACGAAGUUGGAUCAGCGAUAAACCACAGUGAUGAUCCCAAUUUUCGUACUGUUCCUUUCUUGUAUCUAAAUCAAAAUACUACUUACUCGCUGCUGUUUCCUAUAAAAAACGCUGAAUUUAAUGACGAGGUCACCAGAGAUUUUGUUGAAAAUCAAACUAAUGAUCCAGAAAAAAGACGUGCCUUAUUGCUUCCCUGGAUUGAUCAAGACUUUACUGACAAAAGCUUCACUCCAGUCGAGCCAGACGCACAGUAUUUUUUAUCCGGUCGCAUUCCGGAGUCUUUACCUCAAGAAAACAGAUCAGCAAAUGGUCAAAAUGGUGACAUAAAACCGAUUAAAUUGAAAGUUUACACUCAGUAUGACGUUAUAAGUCAGUAUCUAACUGAUCCAGCUUUUGAGCUCGUGGACAAUGAACAUGAAGCUGAUGUACUUUGGUUGAUGGUUCAUUUCAAAGACUAUAAAACGCUGAGCCAAGAAUCCCCUCACACGUUCGUUAACCAAUUUCCGUAUGAACAUAUUUUGACUAAUAAAGAUUUAUUGUCGAUCGUUUGUAGAAGGAAAGCUGCUGAUAAGUUGUAUGACCCCGAGACACUAGACACUUAUCCGUCAUGGUUACCGACGACUUACAAUCUCAGUACGGAGCUCAUUGAAUUCGUGUCGUACUUCCAAAAUAGAGAAGCUAGGGACUUGGACAAUCAUUGGAUCUGUAAGCCGUGGAAUUUAGCUCGAGGAUUGGACACUCAUGUAACGAAUGAUUUAUUCCACAUCUUGCGUUUGCCCAGCACUGGUCCUAAGAUUGCCCAAAAAUACAUUUCAUCUCCUGUGUUAUACACUAGGUCUGGUGUAGGUAGUGUUAAAUUUGACGUUAGGUAUGUCAUUUUAUUAAAAUCGGUAAAACCUUUGAUGGUUUACGCCUACUCGAAUUUCUUUUUGCGAUUUGCUAAUAAAGAAUUCGCGUUGAACAAUCUUCACGACUACGAGCAACAUUUCACGGUGAUGAAUUACUCGGAUGAAGCUGAGCUUUAUCAUGUAAAGUGCGCUGACUUUGAGGUCGAGUGGAAUAAAAUGUACCCGGAAAAUGAAUGGAAAAACAGUGUCGAGAUUAAAAUAUUUAAGAUGAUUAAAGAAGCUUUUGAGGCCGCAUCCGACGCACCUAUGGGUAAAGGAAUCGUUGAUAAUCCUCAGAGCAGAGCUUUGUACGCGGUUGAUCUAAUGCUGGAGUGGAAAAAUAAUGAAAUGAAUCCUGUUUUACUGGAAGUUAACUUCUCACCUGACAACAAACGUGCGUGUGAAUAUUAUCCUGACUUUUAUAACAACAAUGAAUGUGAUAAUAUUUAA
Messenger RNA from Cotesia congregata, 1800 nucleotides. The record is from the annotation of a GenBank genome assembly. NCBI's taxonomy places the organism in Eukaryota, Metazoa, Arthropoda, Insecta, Hymenoptera, Braconidae.